AUGGCCACCGAACAAGCGCGACUCGAUAACCCCGAUGUGCCCAAGGGCAGGAAGAGCUUUGUCCCUCUCGAGAACAACCCGGAGGUGAUGAAUGCACUCGUGCACAAGCUCGGCCUGUCCACGAAACUCGCCUUCCACGAUGUCUUCAGCAUCGACGAGCCAGAGCUCCUCGCUUUCGUUCCUCGCCCGGCGCACGCGCUGCUCCUCAUCUUCCCGGUCAGCGAGACGUACGAGAAAUUCCGCCGGGACGAGGAUUCCGCAAAGUCCGAGUACGAAGGUUCCGGGGAGGGCGAGCCCGUUGUUUGGUACAAGCAGACCAUCGGCAACGCGUGCGGCCUGAUUGGGCUGCUUCACGGCGUGUCUAACGGCAAAGCCCGCUCGCACAUCGAGCCUGACAGCGACCUCGCGAAGCUCCUUGCCAGCGCCAUUCCACUCAAGCCGGCCGCCCGUGCGGACCUUCUCUACGAAUCGCAAGCGCUCGAGAGCGCGCACCAAUCGGCGGCUUCGGGCGGCGACACGGCUGCCCCAGAGGCGGAUGCUGCGGUCGACUUGCACUAUGUCUGCUUCAUCAAGUCCGAGGAUAACCGGCUGUGGGAGAUGGACGGAAGGCGCAAGGGUCCGCUGGAGAGAGGCGUGCUGGGCGCUGACGAGGAUGUGCUGUCGGAGAAGGCGCUGAACCUCGGCGUGCGGAGCUUCCUGAAGCGCGAGCAGGAGGCAGGAGGCGGCGAUCUGAGAUUCAGCUUGAUCGCCUUGGCUCCCAGCUUUGACUGA
Messenger RNA from Lasiodiplodia theobromae, 771 nucleotides. Its product is annotated as Ubiquitin carboxyl-terminal hydrolase isozyme l3. Gene Ontology annotation, molecular function: cysteine-type deubiquitinase activity. The record is from RefSeq and is a predicted model, not a curated record. The transcript is spliced from 3 exons. Gene Ontology annotation, biological process: ubiquitin-dependent protein catabolic process; protein deubiquitination. NCBI's taxonomy places the organism in Eukaryota, Fungi, Ascomycota, Dothideomycetes, Botryosphaeriales, Botryosphaeriaceae. The coding region runs from base 1 to 771 and encodes 256 amino acids. Gene Ontology annotation, cellular component: cytoplasm.